This is a messenger RNA of Zalophus californianus (California sea lion), 1641 nucleotides long. Its product is annotated as dnaJ homolog subfamily A member 2-like. Lineage: Eukaryota; Metazoa; Chordata; Mammalia; Carnivora; Otariidae. Gene Ontology annotation, biological process: protein refolding. Gene Ontology annotation, molecular function: Hsp70 protein binding. The record is from RefSeq and is a predicted model, not a curated record. Bases 1 to 1137 code for a protein of 378 amino acids. The transcript has a single exon. Gene Ontology annotation, cellular component: cytoplasm; cytosol.
AUGGCAAACGUGGCCGACACCAAGCUAUACGACUUCCUGGGCGUCCCGCCCGGCGCCAGUGAGAACGAGCUGAAGAAGGCAUACAGAAAGUUAGCCAAGGAAUACCAUCCUGAUAAGAAUCCAAAUGCUGGUGAAAAAUUCAAAGAAAUCAGUUUUGCAUAUGAAGUACUGUCAAAUCCUGAGAAGCGUGAAUUGUAUGACAGAUAUGGAGAACAAGGUCUUCGGGAAGGUAGCGGUGGAGGUGGUGGCAUGGAUGAUAUUUUCUCUCACAUUUUUGGUGGGGGAUUGUUCGGCUUCAUGGGCAAUCAGAGUAGAAAUCGAAAUGGCAGAAGAAGAGAAGACAUGAUGCAUCCACUUAAAGUGUCUUUAGAAGAUCUGUAUAAUGGCAAGACAACCAAACUACAACUUAGCAAGAAUGUACUCUGUAGUGCAUGCAGCGGCCAAGGUGGAAAGUCUGGAGCUGUUCAGAAGUGUAGUGCUUGUCGGGGUCGAGGCGUACGCAUCAUGAUCAGACAGCUGGCUCCAGGAAUGGUACAACAGAUGCAGUCUGUGUGUUCUGACUGUAAUGGAGAAGGAGAGGUAAUUAAUGAAAAGGACCGCCAUAAAAAAUGUGAGGGGAAGAAGGUGAUUAAAGAAGUCAAGAUUCUUGAAGUCCACGUAGACAAAGGCAUGAAACAUGGACAGAGAAUUACAUUCACUGGGGAAGCAGAUCAGGCCCCAGGAGGGGAAGCUCUAUGUGGAUUUCAGUUCACAUUUAAGCACCUUGAUGGACGUCAGAUUGUGGUGAAAUACCCCCCCGGAAAAGUAAUUGAAUCAGGAUGUGUCCGUGUAGUUCGAGGGGAAGGAAUGCCACAGUAUCGUAAUCCCUUUGAAAAAGGUGAUCUCUACAUAAAGUUUGAUGUGCAGUUUCCUGAAAACAACUGGAUCAGCCCAGACAAGCUUUCUGAGCUAGAAGAUCUUCUGCCAUCUAGACCAGAAGUUCCAAACAUAAUUGGAGACACAGAGGAGGUAGAGCUUCAAGAAUUUGAUAGCACUCGGGGCUCGGGAGGUGGUCAGAGGCAUGAAGCCUAUAACAAUAGCUCUGAUGAAGAAAGCAGCAGCCAUCAUGGGCCAGGAGUACAAUGUGCCCAUCAGUAAACUCUGCAGACAGAUUGCACAGGUGGAUUUUCUUUCCACGUUUGCCCGGUUUGCUUUCAGCGAUCCAGCUGGAGUGUCUGGUCAGUCCAGAUGAACUGAUGGACAUCUGUUGGUCUAUGUGUAACUUUUAAAAUUGGUAUAGCAUCUACAGAGUGUAUAAUUUAAACUAACCACAAAGCUUUACAUCUUCAUUUUGACUGUUCUGUAGCAGAAUAAAGCACUUGAAAGGAAACAAGACUCCCUUUCACACAUGGGUUAUAAGUUUCAGUCCUGGUAUCUGCGCUUGAUUUUUAUCAGUUUUGUGUAGAUUUUAUGUUUCACAUUUUAAAUCCAAAUCCCACAUUGUAAAGUUUGUGUACAAUUUGUCCUGAAGCUUUGUGUUUGGCUGCAUCUGCGUAAGCUGCUACAAAUAGAAUAAAGAAUUUCAUAGCCUCUAUCUAUCAUUUAGAUGCAUGGAAAAAUGGGCUUUGCACACAAUGGGUUUGGAGCUGACUGGGAACAAUG